AUGCCAGGGAGGGCAUUGUCACCUAUAUGGGUUCUCAUGCCUCGUCGGCGCAAACACGUUCGUAAACCCAGUCUAUCCGAAAGUCGCAAAUUUAUGGUGAGACACGAGCUAUUUUUUACAAAAACACUAGGCCUAGUGAGCGCGGAACCUGCUUCCCUCUCCAAAGCCCGCCGAAGCAACGCCAGUUCUAUGAACUUUUGAGUACCUCCCCAGUGGUCUGAGCAUCACUAAAACUGAAAAUGGAGUGGUCGUCGUACUUGCGCUUUCAGGAUGUCAAGGAGAAGAUCAAAGUUGUCAAAGAGGAUGUGAUGAAGGCAAUGAAAGAAGUUGCGCUCAUUGUUUACAGCCCGUAG
Messenger RNA from Ceraceosorus bombacis, 353 nucleotides. Lineage: Eukaryota; Fungi; Basidiomycota; Exobasidiomycetes; Ceraceosorales; Ceraceosoraceae. The record is from the annotation of a GenBank genome assembly.